Messenger RNA from Aedes aegypti (yellow fever mosquito), 4668 nucleotides. RefSeq names its product E3 ubiquitin-protein ligase HECW2 (gene Hecw). The coding region runs from base 508 to 4470 and encodes 1320 amino acids. The record is from RefSeq and is a predicted model, not a curated record. The transcript has 7 exons. Gene Ontology annotation, biological process: regulation of dendrite morphogenesis. NCBI's taxonomy places the organism in Eukaryota, Metazoa, Arthropoda, Insecta, Diptera, Culicidae. Gene Ontology annotation, molecular function: ubiquitin-protein transferase activity; protein binding.
UCGUUCCCAUUAGAAUUCUAGUUGGGACAAAUUCAUUGUUUGCAAAAAGAUUUUCUUGAAAAACAAAGUGUAAAGUGCAGUGAUUGCAGUGAAUCAAUUAUGAAUGGUGAUGUUUUUUGACGCAGCAGUGAAUGAUACGUAAAUAUUCCAGUUGGAUAAUUUGUAAAGCAUGUAAUAAGGAGGCGUCAUGAAGAAUCAAAACAGGGCAAGAUGUUUCAUAUCUUUGUCUGAAUGGAGUGCAUGAAAAAGGAUUUUACUUGAUAAGAAAAUUAGCCAGAUUGCUCAUUUUAUCGAUCUGAAGUAAAUUAGGGGCAAUGCAGUGCAAUCGAUUUUUCAGUUUUCAAGACGCAGAGUGAGUUGUGAAGCCAAAGUGAAUGCCGUGCCCAAAAUGAAUGGAGGCUAGACAAUCUGUCGCCAUCGAUAUGUUAUAAGUGAACGAAGAAGAUUAAACGGCAAGCUAAAGCAUUUGGUGGAGCUGACGCAGUGGAAAGAUUGAAUUCAGUGGAAAUGGAAUCAAUCGGAGAUGCUGCCUCAAUCUCAAAUUCGUUAUCAAAAUCGGAAGGAACUGCUGAUGAAACAGAAGAAGAACUUGAAGGGGCUGUUGGAAACUCUGAAUCUGAAAUGAAUGCCAGGCUGUCUAUAACGUUGAAAAGUACGGACGACGACGAAGACGAGCCACCUGAAUUGAAAAACCAAGAGAAUCUCCCACCAACACCAUAUGAAGAAUGCUUGGACUUGAAGAUUUUUGAAACUCUUGCUCAAAAGGAAUCUCAGGCUGAAUUUCAACAUAGAGGUAGUAAGAAUAACGAUGUAGCUAAUCUCCGUUUUAUCGAUGGAGAUGGGCCAUCGCCAGGUCACUCUAGUGUACCUUCUGAUAAACCAUCACCGGUGUGUUGUGCAGCAACUACUCCCACAUCAAAUAGUGGUCAUCAUGGUGAUUCGUGUGGGUCAUCCAGCUCUUCGGCUCCGUGUUCCGGAGUCCGUCGCAAAGCCAAAGUCGUGUCAACAUCACUUGAAGAACCGGUUGUCAAUGGCACCAAGAAGAAGGUACGGCCGAACGGAUCUCUUAAAUCGUCGCCCUCGCAAGAUUAUCUCCAAAUUUGGACAACUGCCUCUGGAGAUGUUCAAGUAAUUGAUGGCAAGUCAUCGCAAAAGCAAGUUACUAGUCCAACUAUUCAAGUUCAUCGUCCAUUGGAGAGGUCUUGGCCUCCGAAACAUCAAAGGAAGCAACAAUUACAGCAAGGAUCUGAAGAGUUUUCUUUCGAUAUCAUUGAUACGGAUGAACAAUCGUAUACACACGUUGCAGAAGCUUCCACAGGUAAUGUCGAAUUCACUCCAGGAGAGUUCUUCGAGCAGAAUUCAAAGCAACUGCGACAUGAAAAAGUCGCUCGUGUGAUCAGGCAGCCUUUAGAGGGUAUAAAUGAGAAUGCUCCUUUGGCGACACCUGAAACUGAUGGAAGUUUAUCGGAUAAUACGCCUUUGAGAUUAGGUAGGCUGGAUAAAAACGCUAAUCCUGACAUUGAGACAGUAGCUGAAGUGGUUGAACCCAGUGCUAGUAAUAUAAAACCACCAUUGAGGAAGACAUGUAGAGCUGAGUACAGUUUUCCAGAUGCAGAUCAGCAACCGUCUUGUUCCAAUGAAUAUACUACAAUCGAUGUCAGUGUUGAGCAGAAUGUUAAGCCACAUAGGCCAUUGACGAGAACAUUGUCCAAUGGCAAGACGAAACAUACUGUAAAUGGUCCACUUAUAACUGGUGAUCUCAUUGUCGGAGAACCAAUACGAGCAACUCAUGUCAUAUUUCCUAUCCAAAGCUUAUCGCCUUGCGCACGUAGUCCGCCAUCUGGAUCAUCCACUCGUUCAGGUUCGCCUUUAGAACAUUCCCCUGAUCGAUCAUCUCCCAUUAUUAUGCACCCCAAACCAAUCCGACCGCAACCUCGUCCAUUGACCAGAGUCGGCUGUACCCGAAACGACCUUAUCUGUCCUCCAACGCCAACGCAUCAUGCUCGAAGACUUCGUGUGUUGUCGGAUAACUUUGGUCCGCCUGAUUUGAGGCCACGAAAUGUAUUUUCGCCGGAAACGAUUACGUCCCCUGAAAUGAGAUACAAUGAGUUGGUAGCCGUCACCGGGAAUCGAGUCGAUCAGCUGAGAGUGGGCGAAGGGCGGGAAGAUGAGAUUGAGACUGAUUCCCCGGUUCGCCAUUUAACUAGUACAAGACUUCCGUCCAUCCCGGAACGUGCUCGAGGUGCCCUAGCCGAUCCUGAAGAACCUCUUCCACCGGCAUGGGAAGCCCGGAUGGAUAGUCAUGGUCGGAUUUUCUACAUUGAUCAUGCCACGCGGACUACGUCUUGGCAGAGACCUGGUGCACAUUCCGGUCCUAACGGAUCGGAGCAGCAUCGUCAACAGCUCGAUCGCCGGUAUCAAUCCAUCAGAAGAACCAUCUAUGAUCGACGUGACGGUGGAAGCCGUAGUCCUCCCAGAUUUGGAUUUGAGCCGAUUAAUCCACGCCAGGGAGCUUCAGCUAUCGCAGUUGCCAUCAAUGCAGCUCAGAUUGAAAAUUUACAGUUUGACCGCGCAGCCCACCCGGCACUGCUGAUGAUCUGCCGUCCGGAUUUCUAUUCAAUGCUUCACACCAACACGGAUGCCAUACAGAUCUACAAUCGGAACUCUGCGCUGAAGCACAUGGUUUCUCGGGUACGGCGAGACCCGACCUGCUUCUCUCGCUAUCAGCAUAAUCGUGAUCUGGUAGCGCUAGUCAACUGCUUCGCUUCACCGGACAAGGAUCUUCCAUCGGGGUGGGAAACAAAGAUGGACCAGAGCGGUAAACAGUUUUUUAUUGAUCACGCCAAUCGGCGUACGUCUUUCAUGGAUCCGCGUGUGCCUACAGACUGUCCUCGGGCCCGCCAUAGACCCGAGCAGUUGAUUGCUGCCGCCGCGGUGGCUCCGGUGGAUAUUGCUCCUAUUCCACCGCCUCGUCCACCGGCCUUGCCACGGCUGAGCAUCGGAUCCCCGGAGAUUCCGGUGGCUUACAAUGAUAAGGUCGUUGCAUUCUUGCGUCAACCGAAUAUAUUGGAAAUUCUGCGGGAACGCCAUGGAGCGGCGGCUUGCUCGAGAAAUCUUCGUGAUAAAAUCAACUCCAUCCGAGUGGAAGGGACUUCGGCCUUGGAUCGGCUCAGUCAUGAUCUACAGCUGACAAUUCUGCUGAGCCUAUUCGAGAACGAGAUUAUGAGCUACAUCCCCGUGGAGGCUCGCAGUCCGCAAGGUUCACCGAAUCUCAAUAGCUCUCGUGUACCACAACGUGCCCCACCCCCGUUCCGGCGAGACUUCGAAGCCAAGCUGCGCACGUUCUAUCGGAAGUUGGAAUCCAAAGGAUUCGGCCAGGGGCCUCACAAACUGAAAUUACACAUCCGCCGGUCCCACCUGCUGGAAGAUGCCUUCCGCCGUAUCAUGUCCGCCAACAAAAAGGACCUGCAACGAGGACGACUGGCAGUCCUGUGGGACACCGAAGAGGGCCUGGACUACGGCGGUCCAUCGCGUGAAUUCUUCUUCCUGCUAUCACGGGAGCUGUUCAACCCGUACUAUGGUCUCUUCGAGUACUCAGCCAACGAUACCUACACGGUGCAGGUUUCACCCCUGUCGGCCUUCGUGGACAACAGUCAUGAUUGGUUCCGAUUCAGUGGUCGGGUCCUUGGGUUGGCCCUCGUUCAUCAGUACCUUCUGGACGCCUUCUUUACCCGGCCGUUCUACAAAGCUCUGUUGCGGCUUCCGGUAGCGCUGAGCGAUCUGGAAUCUUUGGAUAACGAAUUUCAUCAAUCGUUGCAGUGGAUACGGGACAACGACAUCGGGUCCGGUACGGCAUUGGGGCUAACGUUCUGUGUCACGGAAGAACUGCUGGGUAGGGUUGUGGAACGGGAGCUUAAGCCGGGUGGGAAGAACAUCCCCGUUACGGAGAAGAACAAACGUGAGUACUUGGAGCGCAUGGUGAAGUGGCGACUGGAGCGUGGAGUCCAAGAGCAGACUGAAUCUUUGGUGCGUGGCUUCUAUGAAGUCGUCGAUCCACGUCUAGUGUCAGUAUUCGAUGCUCGGGAGUUGGAACUAGUGAUUGCCGGAACGGCAGAAAUAGAUCUCAAUGAUUGGCGAAUCAAUACGGAGUAUCGCAGCGGUUAUCACGAUGGGCAUCAGGUAAUCGUGUGGUUCUGGCACGUGAUUGAAAAGUUCUCCAACGAGCAGCGGUUACGGUUACUACAGUUUGUGACGGGAACGUCUAGCAUCCCAUACGAAGGCUUCGCAGCUCUUCGGGGUUCAACCGGGCCACGGCGGUUCUGCAUAGAGAAGUGGGGCAAACCGAAUGCUCUGCCAAGAGCGCACACCUGUUUCAACCGCUUAGAUCUACCACCCUAUCCAACUCCGGACAUCCUGUACGAGAAGCUCCUGCUAGCCGUAGAAGAAACCAAUACGUUCGGAAUUGAGUAGCUAACUGGAAACGGUGAACUCUGGCUCAGCCGGAGCGAUGUGUUCUUCUACUAUCUGUUGCUGUUUCUGUUUUAUAGUGUAUUUAUUUUCUAUUUCUUCAAGAUUUUAAUCGUUCAACUGUUGUGAGGAAACUAUACAGGUAACUAGGGAAUCAGAUGCAUAUGAUGAGCUCGAAAGUAAAAGCACACGCAACACCCA